Molecule: messenger RNA, 681 nt
Organism: Ceutorhynchus assimilis (cabbage seed weevil)
Lineage: Eukaryota; Metazoa; Arthropoda; Insecta; Coleoptera; Curculionidae
Source: the annotation of a GenBank genome assembly
AUGGAGCAAGCUGCCACAAUAGAAAAAGAUACGAGGCAACAGAACCGGAGUGAUCUUUGGAAAACUCUCAGAAAAUUUCGUUUUACAGCUUCAAAAUUUGGUUAUGUAUGUAAAAGAAAAUUAUUCAAUAGUGAAUUUAUUAAACAAUUUGUGUGCCCUCCUGAUAUAAGUCAUAUCAAAGCUGUGGCUCAUGGAGUGAAAAGUGAACAAUUAGCCAUAAAUGCAUUUUUGAAAGUAUAUAAUCAGUUCACUCACUACAAAUGUGCUUUGAUAGUGCACCCAUAUGCUAUCCAUUUAGGUGCAAGCCCUGAUGGCAUCUUAUAUGACGCUAUCUUUUCCAGCUUUGGUGUUUUGGAAGUGAAAUGUCCUUGUAGUGGUAGGGCAAAUAGUUUGGAGGAGUACACCCGAUUGAAAACCUUCCGUAUGAGUUACGAACAAAAUAAGGAAUUGAGAUUAAAAACCAACCAUAAUUAUUUUUAUCAAAUUCAGGGGCAAAUGCUGAUAACUGGAUUAUCAUGGGCAUAUUUUGUUGUGUUUAUAGCAAAAACACAACAAAUUGUAUGUGAUAAAAUCCUAUUCGACCAAAUUUUUUGUUUAGAAAUGUACCAAAAAUUGACUCAAAGGUAUGAUGAACAUCUGAAAGAUGUGGUUGUUCUGGAUGUCACCGAGGAUGUCACAUAA